This is a messenger RNA of Solea senegalensis (Senegalese sole), 1130 nucleotides long. It is a transcript of the gene lft1, whose product is annotated as lefty1. The coding region runs from base 22 to 1098 and encodes 358 amino acids. NCBI's taxonomy places the organism in Eukaryota, Metazoa, Chordata, Actinopteri, Pleuronectiformes, Soleidae. Gene Ontology annotation, molecular function: cytokine activity; growth factor activity; transforming growth factor beta receptor binding. The record is from RefSeq and is a predicted model, not a curated record. The transcript is spliced from 4 exons. Gene Ontology annotation, biological process: BMP signaling pathway; SMAD protein signal transduction. Gene Ontology annotation, cellular component: extracellular region.
CUCAACUUUUUCUUCCCCCUCAUGGAUUUCCUCCGCGCUUGUCUCCUGUGCUCAGCUCUGCUCUGCCUCGCCAAGGCUUUUACGCAUCAGGAUAUGAAGGACGCGCUGCUGGAGAAACUGGGCUUGGAUGAAGUUCCUAAGAUCCAAAAAAGGGAUUUGGAGAACCUGGUGGUUCCGGCGCACAUCAGAAACAAGUACAUGUCCAUGCUGAAGAUGCACCACAGCAGGAGACGCAGAUCUCUGCCCAGCUUAGCGGGCAUCCUGAGGGGAAUCCCCGGCAAUGCAGACAUUUCUGGGGAGUACGUUUACUCUGACUCCGCCCGGUACCGCAUGGUGUUCGACAUGGAGGCGAGGAUCCCGGAUAACAGCGAGGUGACCAUGGCGGAGCUGAAGCUCUACCAGCGCGCCAACCAUCACAAGCGCUUCACUGUGGAGAGGAAGAACCACCGCGCCGUCAGCAACGCGCGGGUCAGCAUCUACUGGGUGGAGGUGUUACCCAACGGAUCCAACCGGACAUCGCUAGUAGACUCAAGGCUGAUCCCCAUUCAUGAGAGCGGCUGGAAGAGCUUUGAUGUGACUCAGGCGGUGCACUAUUGGUCCAAGACGCAGCAGAAGACACCUAUGCACCUGGAGGUGUGGAUCGAGGGCGAGAGACCUGGCAGCUACGCGGCAGAGUUGGCCAGGAGUGUCCACUUUACCACCCAGGAGCAGACGGACAACACCUUGGGGAAGCCUGAGCUCAUCCUCUACACACUCAACCUCGAAGAAUACGGUUCUAGUGGCGACUGCGACGUCAGCCAGAGCAAAGGCACCUGCUGCAGAGAGCAGUACUACAUCGACUUCCGCGCGCUCACAUGGACGCAGUACUGGAUCAUCGAGCCCGCGGGCUACCAGGCCUUCAAGUGCACGGGAGGCUGCAAGCAGCCGAAGCGCAACUACGGCUACGGCGAGCGGCGGUGCACGGUGUCCGAGAGCGCCCCCCUGCCCAUCAUGUACCUGGUGAAGAAAGGCGACUACACCGAGAUAGAAGUGGCCGAGUUCCCCAAUAUGAUCGUAGAACGGUGCGCGUGCACAAUGGACAACGUGUCUGUGGUAUGAGGACACGGGGAGCAGCUGUAGUGAUCGGUUUC